This is a messenger RNA of Effrenium voratum, 540 nucleotides long. The record is from the annotation of a GenBank genome assembly. Lineage: Eukaryota; Dinophyceae; Suessiales; Symbiodiniaceae.
AUGAAGUUCAUGCAGACGAGGCGCCAGUUGCUGCAGCUGAGUCGGCAGCUGCGUGGGUUUGAGCCCACACCGGGCCCGGAGCUGGCGCAGGUGCCGCAGCUCUUGCAGAGGCUGGACGUGCGGGACCACGCGCUCUUCGAGGAGUUCUGCGUCUUCUCCAGGCGCAGUUGGCGCAGUUUGUCCCCGCCGCAGCUGGCGCAGCUCUUCCGCGACACGGAGAACUACCGGCUGCUGCACGCCAGCAAGGGCACAGCGCUGUGCCGGCUGGUGGCCUCUCUGGCGGAGGGCCUUGAAGAUGUGCCGCCCAGGUCGCUGGCGGCCUUGUGCCACGGCGCCCUCGCUGCGAAGCGCCGCCCGCUGCUCCCGGAGCUCGUGGGCCGCGUCGAAGCCGCCGCGGCGGACGUGGCGGGCGCGGAUGCUGUGGAGCUGUUGGGGGCAGCUUCACCGGGCCACGGGCGUGAGCACUGCGCAGCUCGGACGGACUUGGAGACGGGUGGUAACGUGCCCUUUUUAACAGAAGAGGCGCCCCUGGCGAUGUGA